AUGUUAAAGUGGGUUCAAUCAGGUCUUUCUGCAGUCGCAGGAACUGCAGAACCAGAAUACGGCAGAGAAGCUAUUCAUCCUAUCACAGAUACCGUCAACAAUGAGAGCAAGUGCUACAGAGAAACUACUAUUGAAGAUUUUGGGUGGAUUCAGCCAACAUCGACGAAUGUCGAAACUCAGACGUUCUACUUCUCGUGUUUGAAGACUGGGUACCUUGGAUUUGCACAGGUGAUCCAUUCAAACGUUAUGGGGGUGCAUACGACGGCGCAGUUCACGUUCAGGCUUUUCAACUUCAAGGGCAAGGAGGAAGACAACUUGUGGACAUCGACCAAGUUAGAGGACUUCAGAUGCGAAGGAUCGAAUUUCUACGCCAACGAAUUGUCGAUUGAGUUAGAUAAAGACAAUACGCUGUACAGGCUCAAGUCAUCGGUCAACAAGGACUCGGUGGUUGAUUUGACCGUGGUCAAGUUGGUCCCAGGGGUUAUUUUUGGUGAGAAUGGUACCACAUACUAUGGGGAUGAUUUAGCCAACCCAUGGGGGUCGAUGCGUCACUUGUUCUGGCCUAGAUGUUCCGUGACUGGUACCGUGAAAUCGGGUGACAAGGUCUUUGAAAUUGAAGGCUUCACAAUGUUUGUGAUGGCCAUGCAAGGGAUGAAACCCCACCACGCUGCCAAGGCAUGGAACUUUUUGAAUUUCCAAUCUGAAUCUCAUAGUGCCGUGCAAAUGGAGUUCACGACCCCAAGAUCUUAUGCUAACACCAAGGUGAAUAUUGCCAUUUUGACCUCCAAUGAUAAGAUUUUGUCAUGCUCAGUUAACAAUGAAAUUGUACAUGAAAAUGCUGAAGUCGAUGAAGUCGGCUGGCCUGUUCCUAAAUCUAUCACCUUUAACUUUGAAGGUGUGAGCGAUGAUAACAAAAAGGUCGUUGGUAAAGUUCACGGUGCUUUGAAAACAUUAGUUGAGAGAGUUGAUGUUAUGGCCGAGAUUCCACAAUUUAUCAAAAAUAUUGCUAGUGGUGUUGCCGGUACAAGGCCUUAUAUCUAUCAAUUCUGCAAUGAUAUGGAAAUUGAAAUUGAUGGUACUAAGGAAAGUGGUGUGAGUUACAGUGAAGCUACAUUUAUUUCUGAAUAA
Molecule: messenger RNA, 1128 nt
Organism: Debaryomyces fabryi
Lineage: Eukaryota; Fungi; Ascomycota; Pichiomycetes; Serinales; Debaryomycetaceae
Gene: SVF1
Product: Svf1p
Exons: 1
Coding region: 1-1128 (375 amino acids)
Biological process (GO): response to oxidative stress
Cellular component (GO): cytoplasm
Source: RefSeq, a predicted model, not a curated record